Molecule: messenger RNA, 1060 nt
Organism: Drosophila willistoni
Lineage: Eukaryota; Metazoa; Arthropoda; Insecta; Diptera; Drosophilidae
Product: alpha-ketoglutarate-dependent dioxygenase alkB homolog 7, mitochondrial
Exons: 4
Coding region: 66-842 (258 amino acids)
Biological process (GO): fatty acid metabolic process; DNA damage response
Cellular component (GO): mitochondrial matrix
Source: RefSeq, a predicted model, not a curated record
UUGUUUUUGUUUUUGCUGUCGGCGUUUGUUUGCUUUGUUUUUGGGUCCGAUUAUUUAACCAAAUAAUGAUUUUAUUAAAUAGAAGCUCAUCUAUAAGACACUUACUGCGGCAUUGCCAUCGCCAGGUAAUUGCAGCCAGAAACAAGGAUAAUCUAACAGAUUUCCAUGGCAAAUGGCCAGAGAAGGAGCAGCAGAAUUUCAUUAAGGACAUGCGCGUCAUCACGGAUUUCAUAAGCGAGGCAGAGGAGCAACAAUUACACGAGGAAAUUGAACCAUAUAUGAGUCGAUUGCGCUACGAAUUUGAUCAUUGGGAUGAUGCCAUCCAUGGUUUUCGUGAGACAGAGCGUAAGAAAUGGUAUCCACACAAUCGCGAUAUACUCGAACGUGUACGUGAUAUAGCCUUCCAAGGCUCCAUAAUGCCCUAUGUACAUAUUUUGGAUUUAGCUCCCGAUGGCGUCAUUAAGCCCCAUGUGGACAGCACUCGUUAUUGUGGCACUACCAUUGCGGGAAUUAGUUUAUUGAGCGACAGUGUCAUGCGUCUGGUGCGCACGGAUGCCCAAAAGUAUGAACAAGGUGACAGUUUGAACAAAGCUGGCGAAUCCAAUGAAAAUGCAGCAACAGCAGCGGCUGAGACUGAGGCUUAUCGCCAUCAACCGGCUGCCUUGAAAGAUGACAACUUUUAUGCGGAUCUGCUGUUGCCACGUCGUUCGCUCUACAUAAUGAGUCACACGGCCCGCUACAAUUUCACGCACGAAAUAUUGGCCAAGGAGGAAUCCAAAUUUCUAAAUGCCCCCAUAGAGAAGACACGUCGCAUUUCCAUUAUAUGCCGCAAUGAGCCAUAACCCAUUUAAGUUAAAGCCAUAUUGCCAAAAACAUAUUAGUUCUGCUUUCUGUUGAUUUGCCAAUUCGGCGCAUUCUUUUUCUAGUCCAAUUCCAUAUGAAAUAGUUAUAAACUAUUCGCAUAUCCUUACGUUUAAGCACAUAAAAUUUAGUAAGCUUUUGGCUUAAAAGAUUCUUUAUUAUAUAAAUAAAAUCUUUACUUGUUUUUGAUUGAAAAUAA